Messenger RNA from Paralichthys olivaceus (Japanese flounder), 1376 nucleotides. NCBI's taxonomy places the organism in Eukaryota, Metazoa, Chordata, Actinopteri, Pleuronectiformes, Paralichthyidae. The record is from RefSeq and is a predicted model, not a curated record.
UUAGGAAAACCACCCUUCGCUUUAUAAGGAGCAGUGGCGGCUGGGAAAGGGCUGUGAAUUCAGGAAAGACAAGUCGGAGCAGUCACAUGUAGAGAAUCACAAGUGGAGGGAGUGGAUGUGAAGAGUGUGUCCGUGUGUGUUUUCGGAUGGUACGGUUGAGCCACAGCUAGGAAAACAAUGGCGGGGAUGGCAGACAUACGCAAAAAACUUGUGGUGGUGGGGGACGGCGCAUGCGGGAAGACGUGUCUCCUGAUCGUGUUCAGCAAGGACGAGUUUCCAGAGGUUUACGUGCCCACGGUGUUUGAGACAUAUGUGGCGGACAUAGAAGUGGACAACAAGCAGGUCCAACUGGCUCUGUGGGACACCGCUGGACAGGAGGACUACGACCGCCUGCGCCCCCUCUCAUACCCGGACACAGAUGUCAUCCUCAUGUGCUUCUCCGUGGACAGCCCGGACUCGCUGGAAAACAUCCCCGAAAAGUGGGUCCCCGAAGUCAAACACUUUUGUCCGAAUGUGCCUAUUAUACUAGUGGCCAACAAGAAGGAUCUGCGCAACGACGAGAACGUAAAGAACGAGCUGUCCCGGUUGAAGCUGGAGCCCGUGAAAGCGGAGGAUGGCCGCGCCAUGGCCAUGCGCAUUGGCGCAUAUGACUAUAUGGAGUGCUCGGCCAAAACCAAGGAGGGGAUCUGGGAAGUGUUCGAGAGCGCAACACGGGCGGCCUUACAGAAACGAACCACACAGCAGGGUGGUUGUCUCAAAUGCUGCGUGUUGAUGUGAAUCCACUUCCUCUGUCUGGAGAACCAAGAGUGCGCAGAAGGACUUUGGCACCUCCGGGGUGUGUGUCUGAACAUGUACGGGCAGUGACCACGGUGUGGAUACUCCCAUGAAAGCAGGCGACCCUGGCUGAAUGACUGCAAACAAGUUGUUUUUGAACACACUCGACGAUCAUCUGAUAUCUGUGUGUGUGUGAGUGAGAGAGAGAGAGAGAGAGAGAGAGAAAGAAAAGCAAGCACUGGUCACAGUAUGUUCUUUGUGGGUCACAUGAUCCCAGUCUGACUUGUGGAGGACAAACCACAUCGUGCAACGUUUCAGUGGACUCCUCUACCCAGUGUCUGCUGUGUGGACAGGGCCUGCUUCCAGCCACGAUUUUAAUUUCACACUGUUUUGUGCUUCAAACUGUUUUUAAAGGCCACUGCCUCACUGCCACGGUUAUACUUUGUAAUAAGCAAAGCAGAAAGAAAUUGCACUCGUUAUUUAUGUCCAUGUGUAUUGUAAAAAAAACAAAUACUGUAUUCAAUUUGGUAGAUUGCACAGCACCUGUAAAUUUAAGCAAUUUACAGAGAGUUUUAUAAAGACUACAAAUCGGUGUAAGGAGA